AUGGAUCUGGGAGCCUCGGGAAAUGACUCAGUCGUCACUGAGUUUGUCCUGCUGGGCCUAACAGAGACUCCAGCUCUGCAGCUGAUCCUCUUUGUCAUCUUCCUUCUCGCUUAUGUAGUUACUGUUGGUGGCAAUUUCAGCAUCCUGGCUGCCAUCCUCAUUGAACCCAAACUCCACACGCCCAUGUACUUCUUCCUGGGAAACUUGUCCUUGCUGGAUGUCGGGUGCAUCAGUGUCACUGUCCCUGCCAUGCUGAGGCGCUUCCUAUCCAGUGAGAAAAGCAUUCCCUACGGGGCCUGCCUCUCACAGCUUUUCUUCUUCCACCUCCUGGCCGGGGUGGACUGCUUCCUGCUGACGGUCAUGGCCUAUGACCGCUACCUGGCCAUCUGCCAGCCCCUCACCUACAGCACCCGCAUGAGCUGGGGACUCCAGCAAGCCCUGGCAGGCAUGUCAUGUGCCUUUUCCUUCACCAACGCGCUGACCCAAACUGUUGCUUUAUCUACUCUUAAGUUCUGUGGCCCCAAUGUGAUCAAUCACUUCUACUGUGACCUCCCACAGCUCUUCCAGCUCUCCUGCUCCAGCACCCAGCUCAAUGAACAAUUGCUCUUUGUAGCAGCAGCCUUCAUGGGUGUGGCCCCUUUGGUUCUCAUCACGGUGUCCUAUGCACACGUGGUAGCUGCAGUCCUGAGAAUCCGCUCUGCCGAGGGCAGGAAGAAGGCCUUCUCCACAUGUGGCUCCCACCUCACUGUGGUUGGCAUCUUCUAUGGGACAGGCGUCUUCAGCUACAUGCGGCUGGGUUCAGUGGAAGCUUCGGACAAAGACAAGGGGAUUGGGAUCCUCAACACUGUCAUCAGCCCCAUGCUGAACCCCGUCAUCUACAGCCUCCGGAACCCUGAUGUGCAGGGAGCUCUUCGGCAGGUGCUCCUGAGGAGACCACCCCUCAAGUGA
Miniopterus natalensis is the source of this 948-nucleotide messenger RNA. Its product is annotated as putative olfactory receptor 3A4. Lineage: Eukaryota; Metazoa; Chordata; Mammalia; Chiroptera; Miniopteridae. Gene Ontology annotation, biological process: G protein-coupled receptor signaling pathway. Gene Ontology annotation, cellular component: membrane. The record is from RefSeq and is a predicted model, not a curated record. Gene Ontology annotation, molecular function: G protein-coupled receptor activity; olfactory receptor activity.